AUGAACAUGUGCGGCACUUUACGGCAUAUCGUCACAUUAUCGGCAGUGUGCGCAACACGCUGUAACAUUUGGAUUGUGUGAAUUGUAGAAUAACUUUAUAAUUUCGUAAACUGUAUAGUUUUGUUUGUAGUUAACCCAGUAUUUAAAAAAGACUGUUGAAUCUCAGCGGCCGCAGUUUAUUCAUAUGGAUCGACAAAAACCCGUAGUUUUUAGAAAAACGGCUGCAGACAUCUAAACUGCUUAGCCAGAUUGCUACUUUAGUAAAGUUCCACAGGUAAAGGCUACGUGACAUGGAGAACUACAGAAAAGCACGCACGGUUGAGCAGCCCUCCCUGUGUCCGUUCCCUGACCUCCCCAGCAGCACUCCAGAAAUUCGAGUGAAGGAUGGCAGCAAAAUCCGAAACCUCUUGAGGUUUGCUUUAAGUCGCAUGGAGGAGAAAACAGCCUCUGCAGAUCAUCUAGGCCCUCAUGAAGGUUCAGGGGUGAGGGCUGGUCUGGGGGAGAAUCUGUGCCGCCAAAUCAUGUUCACAGGUGUGGGUCAGAGUGUGGCUAAAGCCAUCACAUGCGUGGAGAUAAUGAAACGGCGUGUACACAGCCUACACCAGCUCACCAAACUGGUCUAUUGCACAGUUCAGGAGGUCUGGGAGCCCCUAGAGCCUGAGGCCGGGUUUGAAAGUCUCACAGUCAGCAGAAAUGUACCCAGUGUAUGGGUUCUGCUCUCCAGAGACUCACUUGAUAAGGACCAGCCGGGUUACCAAGCUCCAGGUUCUUUUGAUGCUUUGUGGGCUCAGGCUCUCAAAGAGGAAGCAGCUACUCCGAAACACGGACAGAGAAGGAAGCGGGGUGGAAUAGGUGCUGGAAGGACAGACGGGGCUGGGAGAGGAAAGGGUCCACGCAAGCACCCGGGUAGACCUGGAGAACCACGUAAACCUUUAGGUCAUGCUGGGGGUGGGCAGAAUUGAAUCAGUGUUGCAUCUUCCCGACAAAGCUUGGUUCAUAUUCAGUAUCUUCCCCUUUGAAGUGCCAUAUCUUGAGAAUGUCUGUCAUUAAAAUGGGAGUUUUAAAGUAUAUGUAAUGGCAAGUCCCUUAAAAUAAGAUUCUGUCUUUAUUUAUUCACCCUUAAAUAAUUCUGUUAAUAAAUGAGACUGACUACAGAAAA
Molecule: messenger RNA, 1159 nt
Organism: Carassius gibelio (silver crucian carp)
Lineage: Eukaryota; Metazoa; Chordata; Actinopteri; Cypriniformes; Cyprinidae
Product: ribonuclease P protein subunit p25-like protein
Exons: 2
Coding region: 291-962 (223 amino acids)
Biological process (GO): tRNA 5'-leader removal
Cellular component (GO): ribonuclease MRP complex
Molecular function (GO): RNA binding
Source: RefSeq, a predicted model, not a curated record